UAGGACACGUCGAUAAUUGAGGACCUCCCCUUAAAUAUAUUUUACUCUCUUCUUCUUCUUCUUCCUUUCUCUGUGGCCCUCUGUUAAUAAAAGAUUACCAGAAUCUUCUCCUCUCUCUUCUCUUUCUCUCGUUCGUUUCUCUCUCUUCGUGGCGGUUUCCGGCGAGUUCCCACCGGAGCUUCGGCGUCCUCCAGUAAGCAGGACAUUGACCUCCGUCGUCGCGUCAUUUUGGCGUGUUCUUUGAUUUAGGUGCCCGUGCGUGCACACCACGCUAAUUGGGACGUUCCGUUUGAGUUUGCUCCACCCGGUUGGUUUGGCCAUCCGGGAGGUAACCUCCGCGCUUAGGUCUUCGAUUUGCUUGGGGAAAGUAUCGUUUGCAUGUCUAGAUGAGCGUAUUUGGACAAGGUCCUGUGUCUUUUGUGUGUCUAUGGAGGUGGUUGUGUUUGGUGUAGCGUUCUUGAUGAGAUAACUGCCUACUAAAGAUCGGAAGGCUAAAGAAUAUUACGCAAAGGGGAAGCACAUUAUUUGUUGGUCGAGCCAUCUCAUUGCGAUGCUGGACGCUGCGGGAACCGGUAGGGUAAUUGAAUCUUACCAAAACCAGGCAGAACAGCUGCUGAAGGAAUACCUGUUGGCCGAUACUUUCGUUCCCUACACUUCCGUUAUUGGUGGAGUUCUUGCUUGCAAAUUGGUGUAUGACCUUACCCAGUUACUCAGUGCUUUGUAUUUCAAGAGCUACUUGAGCCUCCCAAGUAUAAAGCGGGUGGAGUGGAAUAAUCGGGCUAUAUCAACUGUCCAUGCCAUUUUCAUCACAGCUAUAUCAUUGUACCUUGUGUUCUGGUCAGAUUUAUAUACAACUAGCAGAAUUCCAGCCUAUAUCACCCAUCGAAGUUCUUUAUUGUCUAUCGCUACGUUGGGGGGUUCUGUUGGUUACUUUGUUGCUGAUCUGGCGAUGAUUUUUUGGUUUUACCCUUCUCUUGGUGGAUUGGAGUAUGUGGUCCAUCAUUUCCUAUCUGUUUCAGCAAUAGCAUAUUCUAUGUUGACCGCCGAAGGGCAGCUCUACACUUUCAUGGUUCUGAUAUCUGAGACCACAACUCCAGGAAUUAACUUGAGAUGGUUUGAAGAAGUCCAAAGCGUAUCUUUUAAAUGGAGUGGUUAUAUUUUUGGCAUGGCUGGUAGCCAGAAUCCUCCUGUUCAUUUACAUGUUUUACCAUGUAUCCUUGCAUUUUGACCAGGUUAAGCAGAUGCACGACUUUGGGAAGCUUCUAGUGUUUGGAGUACCACUUGCGCUCUCCAUUAUGAACCUGAUGUGGUUCGGGAAGAUCAUCAAGGGCCUGAGGAAGACUUUAGCGAAGAGGCAGUAAAAAGAUGUAAAGACCAGUCGAUAACUCGUGCUUGAAAUUGUCCUCCCUUGUGUAAGAAAAGUUCGAAGGAGGGCUAAAGACGGACUCAAGCAAAUGAAAUCUAGUUUGAUCUUUGAGAUAGGUACAGGCGUGAUAUUUCUUAAAUCUUCAGUUUCGUUAUAGUCGAUAGUGAACGGAAACCAGAUUGAAACUUGUAAUUAGUAGUUCGAUGAUAAUGAAAGCUGGAUGUGACCAUCAUGGUGUUAGUUACAGUCACGUGAUGUACGGGAUAUACCUUUUCUGGGUUUUCUGUAAGUUUACGUA
Molecule: messenger RNA, 1664 nt
Organism: Punica granatum (pomegranate)
Lineage: Eukaryota; Viridiplantae; Streptophyta; Magnoliopsida; Myrtales; Lythraceae
Source: RefSeq, a predicted model, not a curated record